This is a messenger RNA of Dictyostelium discoideum AX4, 210 nucleotides long. RefSeq lists its product as hypothetical. The record is from RefSeq and is a predicted model, not a curated record. Bases 1 to 210 code for a protein of 69 amino acids. Lineage: Eukaryota; Evosea; Eumycetozoa; Dictyosteliales; Dictyosteliaceae. The transcript has 2 exons.
AUGUUUACAUUUGUUACAAAUGAUUAUAACAAUAUAAUUUGUCCAUUCUCUCAAUGUAAAUCGUUUAAUCUUGGUGUAAUUAGACCAAAUCUUAAUAGAAUGUCACUGAUAAACCACAAUUGUAACGGUAAAUACGAUAUAGGUGGUCAGUUUGGUACAGCAAAAGAUAUACCACUCCAAUUUACAUUUAUUAUAUCAAUACCAAAUUAA